Orbicella faveolata is the source of this 4702-nucleotide messenger RNA. RefSeq names its product thyroglobulin-like. Gene Ontology annotation, molecular function: serine-type endopeptidase inhibitor activity. NCBI's taxonomy places the organism in Eukaryota, Metazoa, Cnidaria, Anthozoa, Scleractinia, Merulinidae. The record is from RefSeq and is a predicted model, not a curated record. Gene Ontology annotation, cellular component: extracellular region.
CCUUCAAGAAAGGUGACGUUUUAACUUCAAGCUCACGGCAAGAAUUUUUCACUGCCCUCUUUGGAGGGAAGCACUUUCGAAAUUGUUACUUCGCUGUUUCAGAAUUUUCAGAACCGCUGACCUUGUUACUGCAUUCUCAGUUCCGGGCUGUGACAGGCUCAAAGGAAAAACAAGAGGUGAGAAGACUAUAUUUUCGGCCUCAUUUGGCUUUGACGUUCAACAGUGGCAAGUGGCGUUUUGCAGCCAUGCCUAAUUUUAAACUUGGAUUUGUCCUUAUAGUCCUUAUUCAGGCCUCUCUCUUAAGUGCUGUGAAAGAUGGUUUGUGUCCAAGGGCAACCCCAUACGGUCCCUGUGUUGUUACCUGUGGUGCUGAUGAAGACUGCAAUGGGUCACAGAAGUGUUGUAGUAAUGGCUGUGGUGCCUGGUGUCUGGAACCAAUGUGCCCCUCUGGUCAAAAACAUGUGAACUGCCCCGCCCAGCUGUGUAACUAUGCUGGAUGUCCUGACCAGCCUCAAGAGAGUUUGAGAUGUGUGGUGGAAUCCUGUGAUAAAUGUAGUGUAAGGUUCAUCAACAAGACAACAGGACAAACUGUGAAAUGUGGCCCAGUGGAAACUUUGUGUAAACGCAUGCUUGCUGCUACCCAGAGCAAGCCUCUUCUUCUUGGUCAGUAUGUCCCAAAGUGUGAUGCUGACGGGCAUUUUCAGAAGGUGCAGUGUCAUGAGGGAUACUGCUUUUGUGUUGACAACAGAGGAAUACCAGAUUUCUCCACCAUGUCAAGAUCUAUGCCCAAGUGCCCAGAGUUAACGCUGUGCCAAAAGAAAAAGCAAGAAGCUGAGAAACUUCCCCCCAUUGGCCGCUUUGUACCCCAGUGUAAAAGUGAUGGUUCUUUUGAGGAGAAGCAGUGCCAUGCAUCAACUGGACAGUGCUGGUGUGUGGACACAAAUGGACAGGAGUGGGGUGGAACACGAACAAGAGGAGAUUUAGACUGCACAAGAACUGUGUGCCCAGCUGCAGUUCAGGAACUACAUUGUGAUCCAAUGUUGUGCAGUACGAAAUCAUGCCCUGGUCAGAAAGAUGCAACUUGCAGGGUGAAUUCGUGUGGCAAAUGUGAGGCAGAGUUCCUUGAUAAGAAUGGCAGGAAGGUUGACUGCUUUUCCAAGUGCCAGAAACAGCGACUUGAGGCCCUUGGUACCCACUCACUGGAUGAAAAACCAGAACACCCUAUUGUCGGACGCUUUGUACCACAGUGUGCGGCAGAUGGCAGUUAUGAGGAAGUGCAGUGUUAUGGCUCCACUGGUUACUGUUGGUGUGUAGAUGUGGGUGGAAAUCCCGUUGAUGGAACCAUGACUCGAGGCUUGCCGCAUUGUAACAAGACAGCUCUUGGAGUCUGUUCAGGCAAACCCAUGUUUACCUGUUUGCGCAACUUCUGUCAGUGGUCCACCUGCCCCGCCCAUCCUGAAGCAAAAUGUCGUGUGAACCCCUGUGGAGGAUGCAAAGUAGAGUUUGUUGACAAGAGUGGUAAAGUGGUCAACUGUGAUGAAGGUAAAUCAAAAUGUCAAUUGCAUAAGGCCAAAGCCUUGUCAUUCAGCAGCAAUGGCCUGCAGCCUGUUGGCAGGUUUGUGCCACAGUGUGAGGCUGAUGGAAGUUAUUCAAAGAUACAGUGCUGGGCAUCCACUGGCUAUUGCUGGUGUGCUGAUAAGAAUGGCGCAGAGUUAGAAGGAACAAGGGUGCGUGGAAAGCCCAACUGCCCUUCUGGACGAUCAAAACGAUCUAUCAAGGAAGGCUUCUGUCCAGUCAUCAAAGAGCCCAGGACUGGAUCAUGUACAAGCAAAUGCAGCUCUGACAAUGAUUGUAAAGGAAUGCAGAAGUGCUGCAAUGUCACAGGAUGUGGUAAAACCUGUCAGGAACCCUAUUUCAUGACCUGUCCUGGAAGUGGACACCCAUUCUUGCUAUGUCUGCACAUGUGUCAGCUAGCAAGAUGUCCUGCAUAUCCAGAUGCCACCUGCUUCUCAGAUCCAUGCAAGAUGUGCAAGGUAGAGUUCCGAGACAAACAAGGAAACGUUGUGAACUGCACCAAAGGUCUAACUCCAUGUCAAGCACGUCAAAAGCUGUCAACUGGCCUUCUUGGUGAGUUUGUUCCAAAGUGCAAAAGCGAUGGAAGCUUUGAACCAGUUCAGUUCCAUGAAGGCUACUACUGGUGCGUUGAUACAGAUGGAAAGGAAGUGAAUGGCACAAGGAAGCACUUACAGAAACCUACAUGUGCAGCACAACUGAAGAGCGAUCUCACAUUGUGUCAGUUGCAGAGGCUACAAAGUGGUGAGAAACUGCUUGGUCGUUAUGUGCCACAAUGCAAGAAGAACGGCAGCUUUGAGGAAGUUCAGUGCCAUUAUUCCACUGGUUAUUGUUGGUGUGUUAAUACACGGGGCUGGGAGAUCAAAGGAACAAAAGUCAGGGGAAGACCAAGCUGCACUAAAGUGUGUGACCCUGUAUUGUGCAGAAUGUACUGUGAGUUUGGUUGGGCUAAGGGUCCAGAUGGCUGUGAUAUGUGCAAGUGUAAGGAGGCGCCAUCCAAACCUGGCUUCUGCCCAGCUGUUGAAUCAGAUCAACUUGGUACAUGUGAAGAAGAAUGCGGUAAUGAUGAUGAUUGUGAAGGAAACCAGAAGUGCUGCUCCAAUGGCUGCGGUCAUGUCUGUACUGCCCCAGAAUACAAAGCCAAGCCAGGUCACUGUCCAGCAGUUGACAUCCAUCAUGUUGGUAUUUGCACAAGUGAAUGCAGCUCAGAUCGUGACUGUCAGGGAAAUACGAAAUGUUGUAGUAACGGCUGUGGUCGUAUCUGCAGUGCUCCUGUGCGACAAGCUUGCCCCCGUGGUGCCCCAUUCAUGCUGUGUCUGGCCAAUCCCUGUGAAGGAUCAAGCUGCCCGGCCAACCCUAAAGCCAAGUGCCGUGCGAACAGCUGUGGGCAAUGCACACCUCAGUUCUUUGAUGACAAUGACAACUUAGUUGAUUGUGCAGCGAGUGCAACCAACUGUCAGAAAGAGUAUUUAGAGGCAACCAGUAGCCCUGCACUAGUUGGGCGGUUCAUUCCAAAAUGUCGCGCUGAUGGUUCAUAUGACUCCAUGCAGUGCCAUGGUUCUACUGGCUUCUGCUGGUGUGUAACUAAAGAUGGAAAAGAAAUCCCUAACACCAAAAUCCGAGGAAUACCAAAGUGCGUGACUAAAUGUCAGAGAGAGUAUUUAGAGGCAACGAGUGGCCCUGCACUAGUUGGGCGGUUCAUUCCAAAAUGCCGGGCUGAUGGUUCGUAUGCCGCCAUGCAAUGCCAUGGUUCUACUGGCUUCUGCUGGUGUGUAACUAAAGAUGGAAAAGAAAUCCCUAACACCAAAAUCAGGGGACAACCAAAGUGCGAGGCGAGUGCAAUGGCAUUUAGUAUCGGCCCUACAUGUGAUGACGGCACACCGUGGAAACUAUGCACCGAUGCUUGUAAGAAAGCGUCUUGUACCAAAAACCCUGAAGCUAAAUGUGUGGCACCUGUGGGAGGAUGUGGAACCGAUGCCUGUAAACCAAAGUUCUAUGACAACAUGGGGAGGGAAGUGCAGUGUCUCACAGAAUGUCAACAGAAAGCCUAUCAAGCCACACAUCCCCAGCGUAUUGGAGCUUUCAUUCCUGAGUGUAACGCUGAUGGCAGCUAUGCGCGUGUGCAGUGCUGGGGUUCCACUGGAUACUGCUGGUGUGUGUCAGAGGAUGGAACGGAAUGGCCUGGGACUAGAGUAAGAGGAAAACCCAAUUGUGAUGUCAACCAAGGUCCACAACUUUUGAGUAUCCAUGUUGGGCUCACAUUCAAUUACAGCUUCAGUUUAGUGAAGAAUGUUACGAGCAAAUUUAAAGAAUCUCUCAAGUCACAGAUAAUUAACAUGUUUAAACUGAAGAACGAACAGCUACAAGCCCUCGAGGUGCAGGAGGGCAGCAUCUUGGUUGGAUUCAGCGUUGAGCCAUACAGCGGAGGAAGAGAUCUGAGUGAAUUUGCUGAUGAUAUCACUGAAAAGGCUCGCAAACACGACCUGGUAAUCCAGUUCAGCGGUAUUGCCAUGGUCGCCGAACCCAACGUCAUGUUGGCCUCACCCAUGUAUGUCGAGGAAAAAACUGUCUCUAAACAACAAGAUGACAGUGCGGGGAAAGGCGUUUCCGUCAUUGGUGUGGCGUUCAUUGCUGUCUUCUGCACUUUGGCUGUAGUUGCUGUAGCACUUGUAACAUUUAAGUUGAUUCAGAAAAAACGAAAGAACUCCGGUCUUGAGGAGAGGGCCAGCAUCAUUUACACUGAAGGAGGCGCAGAGUUAAACACCACACUCUCAGACGCCUGAAUUUGGACUCAACUCAUAACCGGAUGUGUCUUAACUACUGAUUGCUCUUCUACAAUGGACGACUCUACCUUCUCCGUGGAGUUUGCUAGCAACCUAACGGAGUAGCUAGGUCACGCUGGGAUCAUGAACAUAGUGUUGUGAACGUGAUUGCGUGACAUUAAAGAUCAGCAAUGCUAUCAAGGCUGCGUGAUUUACCUUCCCACGUGUUGGAGAAUUUACCAAUAGGAUGUAAUCACCAGAAACCAUGAACUGUAAUUAAAUAUUUUCAUUUGCAUUCUCUACGGUUGGAAAUAAUUAUAAAGAAGUACCAGAUAUAUUUUUUUAAGAAAUUGAAAUAAAUGACGAAC